Molecule: messenger RNA, 1322 nt
Organism: Aphidius gifuensis
Lineage: Eukaryota; Metazoa; Arthropoda; Insecta; Hymenoptera; Braconidae
Product: location of vulva defective 1-like
Exons: 2
Coding region: 57-1283 (408 amino acids)
Source: RefSeq, a predicted model, not a curated record
AGUCAUCGAACAAUUGCAUUUGAUUUUAGUCGAGUUAUUGUAUCACUUUAUAAAUAAUGAUUUUUUAUUAUAAAAUAAUAAUAUCAUUUAUUGUUUGUUUUAUUGAUGGAAAAAAAUAUAAUGAUUUAUCAACAUAUCCAAUGUUUAAUAAUUUUGAAAAUAUUUAUAAAAAUAAAUAUUUUGAUAAUUUAAAUAAUAAUGAUAAUAAUGCAGGUAUUGGUAGAUUUGGUAAUCGUGAAUUUACACUAUUUGUUAACAGAAAAACAUGGUCAGAAGCAAUGCUUGAAUGUUGGAGAAAUAGUUUAGAAUUUGUUGAAGUUAAAACAAUGGAUGAAGCAAGAAAACUUUCUCGUAUUAUGCUAAAAAAUCGUCCAGAUGCAAUUGAAAGUAUCUGGGUUGGUGCAUUUGAAAGAAGUGAUGGAGAUAAUAUUUAUUGGAGAUGGUUGUCAGGUGAUAAUAUUCAAGAUGAUAAUGAGUUGUGGAAAAAUCAAGUUGUUGGUAAUAAAAAAUUAGGAGGAUGGAGUGAGUGUCUUUUGUUGGACUGGCAUUUUUGGGAAAAUCCAAGUUUUAGAAAGACACCUUGUGAUAGAAAACGAGGAUAUAUUUGUCAGAAAACAAUAGCCAGUAAUGAUUUAGGAGAACCAGAUUAUGACCAACAUGAAGAUCGUCGUUUUUUAUCAGAAGAAUCAACAUCAAAUGCUACUAGUACUACAACAACAACACCAACAACAACAUCAUCUACAGUUGCUGCUAUUACAUUUACCACUGCUAGUACUAUGACAAAUUCUCUGAUGACAACACAACUGCCAAUGUCAAGUGAACCAGUUCAAGUACAUUCUACAAAAUCCCAAGAAAUAAUCACCCCGAGUCCAACAAAUGAUUCUUUAUAUCCACUAGAUGACUAUGAGGAUGACUCAAACAAUAAUGACUUGACAAAUUCAACAAGCUUAAAAAUAGAUACAUCUACAGAAUCAUUAUCAACUGCAUCACCAAUAAUGCACUCUAAAAAACCACCAGACGACUUUAUUCAUCAACAACAAAAUUUGGCUAAUGUUGAAAUUAAAACACCAUCUAGUAUUCAUGAAAAAAUAAAGAAAAAAAAUGAUUUUCAACCGUUAAAAUUAUAUUAUGCAUUUGAGGGCCCAGUUAUUGUUGGAUUGACAUCAACAGUGAUGCCUGAAGCGAGAGAAAAUUUUGAUUUAAAACCAAAAUCAUCCAGGCCAAAGUAUCACAAGUUUAUUAUUCGUCGAAAAAAUAAAAAACAACGGCAACGUGAAAAUUAAUUUCUUAUUAUUAAAAUAAAGUCUUCUUAUGUAUUUGAU